GAAGAAGGGUUCAUGUAGCAUUCAUUCAGUAAUCGUGUGAUUUGUGAAAUUGACGGAUAUUAUUUCUUUCAAGAAUGGUUUCGAAUAUGAUUUUUUUCAACUUAUUCGUACUAAUUAGUGGGAUCAAUGCAAAACUUUAUCUGGGUGACUUACCUCUAGAAAAUCCUGAUCUUUUUGGAGGAGAUAUGUUGGGAGUAGAUAGACAUGAUCGAAGCGCAAUCAUAGGAGAACACAGACUGUGGCCUGGAGGGAUAGUUCCUUACGAGAUUGAUCCAAGCCAGAGAUUUCAAUCAACAUUUCAUGGAGCUGCCUACUACUACAAAAAAGACACUUGUAUUCGGUUCAUUCCUCGUACAAAUCAUACUGAUUACAUCAGAAUUUUUCCAGGACAAGGAUGCUAUUCUCAUGUCGGUAGAACUGGAGGACAACAGCCUGUAUCUCUUGGUCCUGGCUGCGAAUGGAUGGGUACAGUUGUUCAUGAGCUUGCCCAUGCACUAGGAUUUUACCAUGAGCAGAACAGAUCCGACAGAGACGAUUAUCUCAAUAUUUACUGGGAGAAUAUCAAAGAAGGAAUGGAAGACCAAUUUUUCAAGCUUAAGCCAGAAGAGAACCAACUUCUGUCCCCGUUUGACUACGACUCCAUUAUGCUGUACGGAGAGUACACAUUCUCCAAAGAAAAGGGCGUACUGAAGACGAUGUCUCGAAAAAACUCGGACAAACCCCUCAUAGAUGUAGUCAGGAAAUAUAGCCUCAGCAAAGAUGAUAUCAAGCGAAUCAACAUCCUGUACAAAUUUGCAAUGACAAGCAGAAUGUAUGGAUUGAUGGUUCUAUCUCUUUUUGGUGCAGUUUCAGCAGUUCCAAGACUAGACGUAAAUCUUGGCGGUAUUCCAAUGGAGAAUCCUGAUUUGUUUGGAGGAGACAUGUUGGGAGUCGAAGUUGUAGAUAGAAACGUGAUUCCUCAGCAGCAUUUAAGAUGGACCGGAAAAAAAGUACCGUACAUCAUCGAUUCAGCACUUGCUGGGUAUUCGUCCCUUAUUAAGCAAGCAAUGGAUGAUUAUCAUAAAAAUACUUGCAUACAAUUUGUAGAAAGAACUUCAGAAGAGAACUACAUUCGACUUUUUCCUGGAAGAGGGUGUUUUUCGAAUGUAGGUAUGAUAGGUGGAGUACAGUCACUGUCUCUAGGUCAAGGCUGCAUGUUCAAAGGCACAAUCAUACACGAACUUGGCCAUGCAAUCGGAUUCUUCCACGAACAUAAUAGAUCAGACAGAGACGAUUACAUAACAAUUUACUGGAAAAAUAUUCAGCACGGAAUGGAUACUCAAUUUAUUCUUAUGAAACCAGAAGAGAAUUUGCUUUUGGAUGAAUUCGAUUACAACUCUAUUAUGAUGUAUGGCAGCAAGGCAUUUUCUAAAGAUGGACGCUCCAAAACUAUGGUAGCAAAACAGGAUGGCGUAAAAUUGUAUGAAACAUUCGACAAGCCUGGGCUCAGUGCAAGUGAUAUACGAAGAGUGAAGAAAAUGUAUGAAUGUUAAAAUAUGAGCAACGCCAUU
Uloborus diversus is the source of this 1550-nucleotide messenger RNA. RefSeq lists its product as uncharacterized. NCBI's taxonomy places the organism in Eukaryota, Metazoa, Arthropoda, Arachnida, Araneae, Uloboridae. The transcript has 12 exons. Gene Ontology annotation, molecular function: metalloendopeptidase activity; zinc ion binding. The record is from RefSeq and is a predicted model, not a curated record. The coding region runs from base 75 to 1532 and encodes 485 amino acids. Gene Ontology annotation, biological process: proteolysis.